AGACUGAGAGGCAGCUGCAGCGACGUUCAGAAACACGCACCGCGCAGGACAGCUGCACACGAUUUCUUCUGCUGGCUUAUUCUAACAACUUUCCUCUUAUUUUGUUGUUCUUUUUCAAACCCAUUUCCUGGAUAAAGGAGUAUUUGGCGAGUAUCUUUGAAGGAUGACACUUUGGGUAUUUCUUAUUUCAUAAAAGGGUUUGUUUUUGCGACGGAGGACGCAUCUUUUGCGCGCUGCUGAUUUUGGAUUAACGCACUUUAUUCUGCUCAAUUUAUCAUCAUGAAAUGUGCAGAUAAAUGAAACUAAACCCCGCGCCCGCUCCCCGCAUGUCAUUGGCUCUGUUUACGCCCAGACCCAGAUGAGAGAUCUCCCUCGUGGAUCUGAAGUGCUUUUACGCAGUCAGUCCCCGGAGCGCAGCGGUGAUCCACACCGGAGAAGAGCAGAGAGCGCGUCUUCUCCCAAACCUGCGUCUCUUCUUUCUCCCUCGGACCCGUCACGUCAAGCUAAAAGGCUUCCUGUCCGCAUUGUAAAUAUGUUGACGGCUCACAGCGGUCACCUGCUGCACCCGGAGUACCUACAGCCCCUCACCUCUGCGCCGGUUAGCAUUGAACUGGAUGCCAAGAAGAGUCCUUUGGCUCUGCUGGCCCAGACCUGCUCUCAAAUUGGCAAACCUGACCCUCCCUCCUCCUCCAAGUUGACCUCCCUCUCUGCUGGCGCUCUAGGAGACAAGGAGUCGUCUGGCAGGUCAUCCAAGCCCGGGGAGCAGCACCAGUCCUUGGAUGACAAAUCCAGCUUCAAGCCCUACUCAAAGUCAUCAAGUGACUGUCGUAAAGAUGUGACAAAGGGGGCAUCGGAUAAAGCAGCUUUAAGAGUGCCGAAUGGAAAUUCCAGUGGAGAAAAUACUCCAUGUCAAUCUUUUUCCUCCCAUUCCAGAUCACCAAACUCCAGCUCUCCUCUGCCCCAAAGAAAGAGCCAUUCCCCUUCCAUGCAGCCUUCAUCACACUCCCAGACACCGCAUACAGACAGCAAACCGGAGCAGGCGAGCUUGGAUAAUAGCAGCAAUGCACCUGGCAAAAAAGACUCUGAUGUAGCAAAGCCAAGUUUGGAUAGUGCUCACUUAGCCAACUCAAGCCAAGUAAGGGCCAGUGCAAACUCAAGCAAUGCCAGCUCAGCCAGCAGCCCACGGCCAGAGAGCAAGACGGACCCUCAGGGCUCUUCCCAGCCUGCUCUCAGCUCUGGACACAUUGCUCCAGUCUCUCCAUUUAAACCAGGACAUUCUGUCUUCCCCUUACCCCCAGCUACUAUGGGAUACCACGGUUCUAUUGUAGGGGCCUACACCAGCUAUCCCUCACAUUUUGUUCCCAGCUUGGAUCCCACCAAGUCCAGUUUGGGCUUAGGAAUUCAAGGAAAGCACCCCAGCUCCAGCCCCCUAACCGGAGCUUCCCCACCAUCUCUGAUGCAAGGUUUGUGUCGAGACCCUUACUGUUUGAGUUACCCCAACGCCCCCCACCUUGGUGGUAGUAACUGCUCCACGUGUAUCCAUGACCCUUCAAGCCUCAAGUCAGGUUUUCCUCUGGUUUACCCCUCACACCACCUUCACUCCUUACACUCUGGCUCCCUGUCAUCCAGCAGCACACCCUCCCUUUCCCACCCCCUUUACACAUAUGGUUUCAUGGUCCCAAAUGAGCCCCUUCCGCAUGCUUGUAACUGGGUAUCUGUCAGUGGGCCUUGUGAUAAGCGUUUUGCCACAUCAGAGGAGCUUUUGGCUCAUUUGCGUACCCACACUUCCCUGCCUGGGAUGGUGGACAGCAAGCUGCUAUCAGCCUAUCCCUCAGUUUCUUCUUCAGCCUCAUGCCAUCUUCACUUGCCCCCUCCCAGCAGCCCCGGAGCUCUGCCCAGCUCCUUCUCUCUACGAGGCUCCCCAGGAUUAGGCUUGGCACGUUACCAUCCCUAUGGCAAAUCACACUUGCCAGGCAACCCAGGACUUCAAAUGCCAACUCUUCCCUCUUCCUCAGCCUACUACUCCCCCUAUGCCCUCUACAGCCAGAGACUUGGAUCUGCCUCGGCCCUGGGAUAUCAGUGAUUAACCCAAACACCAUAAUCACUCAUCUUCCACAGGCACCAGCUUGGACUGUUGAGACUGAAAUAAAGAUAGAUUCAUGUGAGUGAGGUCAUUGUAAGUGCAAGGCAUCAUGCCAGUUGGCCUGCCAGGAAUACCACCUGUUUGCCUCAGGAUCGUGACCAAUGCUCCAGAGGGAAAAGGCCUCCGAAAGAUUGUCUGCAACAGAAUCCAAGAGACCAACAGACUUUGAUUAAAGACAGCAGAAAUCUGAUCUUGAAAAAUAUGAGAUUAUCUCCUGAGUUUGGAGUUUUGCUUUGAUUUUAAAACGUCUUCUCUCCAGAAUUAAAAAUCUGUAUUUAUUUUGUAUUGAAGCGCUUUGUUUUCCGCUAAAGAACAGGGGUGACUUUCUGAAGUUUUCCAAGAGAGAAAGAUUGAUUUAACUAUAGUACCGUUUUUAUCAUAACAUUGACAAAUAAAAAUAUAGAUUAAUUGUGAGGCUUAAUUCUAAGGAGCUGUUUUGUUAGAUCUCCUUCACUGUCUCCCAUUUUCUGUUUUGUUUUUCAUUUCCUGAAAUCAUCGAUUGCGUACGGCCACUUCAGAGAUUUGCAUGUCUGAGAAAUAUCUUGAACAAUGCAACAGUUAUUUCUAUUUGUAAAUAUACAAAGAUGUAAUAUUUUUUCAAGCUUACAAGAGAUCAGCAAGUUGUUGAGAUGUCACCUAUGAAUAUGGUGCAAAAUUAAAAAUGACAUGAACAAAAAUAAUGGCUGUCCUGUCUGACCAACAGGAAAAGGUCAUAUUUUGAAUAAAUGAUUCUUGGUU
Molecule: messenger RNA, 2881 nt
Organism: Cyprinodon variegatus (sheepshead minnow)
Lineage: Eukaryota; Metazoa; Chordata; Actinopteri; Cyprinodontiformes; Cyprinodontidae
Gene: znf703
Product: zinc finger protein 703-like
Exons: 2
Coding region: 359-2083 (574 amino acids)
Biological process (GO): negative regulation of DNA-templated transcription
Cellular component (GO): nucleus
Source: RefSeq, a predicted model, not a curated record